UUGUCCUCCUUAUGCAAGAAAGGAAAUCCUGACCUAAAUGCACAACCACAAAACAAAUUAUAUUCUAUGUCUAUUAGAGUUGGACUUCUUAAAAAACGGAUGAAGUGUUCAUCUUUCAAGAUUCAUUUUCCUGAAUAUUACCAACUCCUGGACUCAGAAACUGAGAAAAGAGAGAAAGAUCCAGAAGGGGGGAGAAAGAGAGACACAACGAGAGAGAAAGAAUGAAUUCAUCCAAAUCACCUGCAUUACAACGCCCAGAGAGAGGAUGCUUCUCUUCCCAGGUGUUUUUAUGGACUGUUGCUGGCGUCUCCAUCCUAUUUCUCAGUGCCUGUUUUAUCACCAGAUGUGUUGUAACAUAUCGCAUCUUCCAAAUCUGUGAUGAGAAAAAGUUCCAGUUACAAGAGAAUUUCACAGAGCUCUCCUGUGACAACGAUGGAUCAGGUUCAGUCAAGAACUGCUGUCCAUUGAACUGGAAACAUUUUCAGUCUAGCUGCUACUUCUUUUCCACUGACACUCUGGCCUGGGCAUUAAGUUUAAAAAACUGCUCAGCCAUGGGGGCUCAUCUGGUGGUUAUCAACACAGUGGAGGAACAGGAAUUCCUUUUCCACACGAAACCUAACAGCAGAGAGUUUUAUAUUGGACUGACGGACCAGGUGGUGGAGGGUCUGUGGGAAUGGGUGGACGGCACACUUUUGACAGAGUCUGUGAGCUUCUGGGACGUAGGAGAGCCUAACAACAGAGUUAGCCUGGAGGACUGUGCCACCAUAAGAGAUUCUUCCAACCCAAGGAAAAAUUGGAAUGAUGUACCCUGUUUCUUCAAUAUGUUUCGGAUUUGUGAAAUGCCAAAAAUACAUUUGAACAAAGAAAAAUCUCUUAAGAACAGAAGGCACAACUUAACAUAUAAAGGAGAAGGAAAAAGAGUAUGGCCGAACCCACAACCCCAAUAUGAGAAAAGUAUACAAUGCAUUUCAAAGGACUUUAUAAGUAUUUGUUACUCUGAUAAACAUUUGUAGUUUUGAAUGUUAUUUAAUAUAAUUCAUGAUACUGA
Molecule: messenger RNA, 1048 nt
Organism: Lemur catta (Ring-tailed lemur)
Lineage: Eukaryota; Metazoa; Chordata; Mammalia; Primates; Lemuridae
Gene: CLEC4E
Product: C-type lectin domain family 4 member E
Source: RefSeq, a predicted model, not a curated record